This is a messenger RNA of Hippoglossus stenolepis (Pacific halibut), 1711 nucleotides long. It is a transcript of the gene ccdc77, whose product is annotated as coiled-coil domain containing 77. Gene Ontology annotation, cellular component: centrosome. The record is from RefSeq and is a predicted model, not a curated record. The transcript is spliced from 12 exons. The coding region runs from base 100 to 1578 and encodes 492 amino acids. NCBI's taxonomy places the organism in Eukaryota, Metazoa, Chordata, Actinopteri, Pleuronectiformes, Pleuronectidae.
CGAAGAGGCGUGGACUUCCGGAUUUCAAAAGCUUGGUAGCAACGAACAACACCAGUGUGUCUGCGAGUUUUCUAAACUGUGUCAGUGUUUUGUGCAGGAAUGGGAUCUCCAACUAAAGAUGCAACACCACACAGAACCAACAUUAAAACCCCUGGUCGGGAACCUGACUCCCCACUACCCCCCAUCCAUGAGCGCUUGGCGUACCUGCGACCAUCCAGGGAGCUACUGGAGUUCUACCGACAGAAGAUCGCCCAGUUUGACACAGAACACGAGGAGCUGCUGCAGAUGAUGGAGAAGUACAGAGGCAUCACAGAGGACCAGCAUAAGCUACAGCGGGAGGUACGACAGCGGGAGGGAGAGAUCGCUGAGCUGCAAAACGCUCUGAGUGACAUGCAGGUCUAUCUUUUUCAAGAGAGGGAGCAGUCUCUCCGGCUUUACGCAGAAAAUGAUCGACUAAAGAUCAGAGAGCUAGAGGACAGGAAGAAAAUCCAACACCUUCUCGCCCUGGUUGGUCCUGACGCAGGAGAGAUCACAUAUUUCCAUCGAGAACCUCCUCACAAGGUGACUAUCACUCAGAGAAACCCUGAAUCCAGAUUGGAGGAAAAUCUCAGUCUCAGAACAACAAUGUUCAGACCUUCUGUGAACAGGAAAGAGAGUGGCAGGAGAACAAAAAACGCUGACGGGGCGAAUGGAGAGAGCCUGGAACAAUACAAGAACGACAACCAGACUUUGUUACUGCAGGUGGAGGCACUGCAGGCUCAGAUGGCGGAACAGACUCGUCUGGCCAAAGAACAGGUAGAGUCUCUGAUGGAGGAUAGACGGAUCAAAACAGAGGAGGCAUAUGCACAACAGCAGAGAGACCAGGAGCGAAUCACAGCUCUGACUGACAAGCUCCAGCGAACACAGAACCUAUUGUAUGAGAGCACCAAAGAUUUCUUGCAGCUAAAGUUUGACACACGGUCUCACGAGAAGAGCUGGAUGGUGGAGAAGGACCGGCUGUUGAGGGACUUGGACUCCUGCCACAACCGACUGAGGAAAGCCGGGUUCGCUGGCACUGAGCCGGGCCGGACGUGGCAGCCCAGCAGCAGCACGGCUCUGCUCCUCCCACGGCCUCAGCCCGAGUCACAGCAGACAAACAAAGAGGGGCUGAAGGCAAUGCGGGAGGAUCUGAAACAAGCCCACCGUCUGGCAGAGAUGUACAGGGAGCAGUGUAUUACUCUGGAGACAGAACUGUCCCAAAUCCGAGAGGAGGGAGAUGUUGGCAGGGAAAUAUUUAAGGAGCGUUCAGAAAAAAUGGCCAAGCGACUUCAGCUGAUGACUCAGCGCUAUGAGGCACUGGAGAAGAGGAGGGUCAUGGAGGUGGAGGGCUUCAAGACUGACCUGAAGCACCUCAGACAGAAAUUCAAAGAUGUUGAAAAACAGCUUCUCAAGGUUACUCUGAACAUCGGGCCCAACCAGGACCUAGCUAUUCUCCAUGAAGUACGUCAGACCAAUGCCAGAACAAAAAAGGUUCAGGGUGAGCUGAUGACGCUGAAAGCUAAAAUCUAUGGGCUGGAAAAUGAGCUGAGAUUCAGCUGAAGAAUUUACUGUAAUGUCUAGUGCCUGAAUCUCUGUGUGGUUUAUACCAGUCAUGUGUGUUUGUGCUACUGUGUUUGUUACGAUAGAUUUUCCUAUACUGUGUUUUGGACCAAUAAAGAUGUUUUUAAAAUGA